Molecule: messenger RNA, 1704 nt
Organism: Myotis brandtii (Brandt's bat)
Lineage: Eukaryota; Metazoa; Chordata; Mammalia; Chiroptera; Vespertilionidae
Product: eukaryotic translation initiation factor 2D
Exons: 2
Coding region: 18-1661 (547 amino acids)
Biological process (GO): formation of translation preinitiation complex; translational initiation
Molecular function (GO): RNA binding; translation initiation factor activity
Source: RefSeq, a predicted model, not a curated record
AGGCCACUCCAGCAAACAUGUUUUCUAAGGCCUUUCGGGUCAAGUCCAACACGGCCAUCAAGGGAUCAGACAGGAGAAAGCUUCGAGCUGACGUGGCAGCUGCUUUCUCCGCCCUGGGGACCGACCAGGCCUCAGCGUUGGUGCCUGGGAAGGAAGAGCUCAGCAUCGUGAAGCUGUAUGCUCACAGAGGGGAUGCCGUGACUGUGUACGUGAGUGGUGGUAACCCCGUCCUAUUUGAACUGGAGAAAAAUCUGUACCCGACAGUGUAUACCCUGUGGUCAUAUCCUGAUCUUCUACCAGCAUUCACAACAUGGCCUCUGGUGCUCGAAAAACUGGUGGGGGGAGCAGAUUUGAUGCUGCCGGGAAUAGUGGUGCCCCCUGCUGGUCUGCCUCAGGUACAGAAGGGUGACCUCUGUGCCAUUGUCUUGGUGGGAAACAGGGCCCCUGUGGCCAUCGGAGUGGCUGCCAUGUCCACAUCUGAGAUGCUGACUUCAGGCCUGAAGGGAAGGGGCUUCUCUGUGCUCCACACCUACAAGGACCACUUGUGGCGAUCUGGAGACAAAUCCUCUCCACCUUUCAUUGCCCCACUGACCCUGGAUCCCUCAGAUGUCAGUGAAGAGAAGGGGUCUGUCCAGGCAGGCCCCACCCUGCAGGAUGACAUGAGGAGCCUUACCCUGGAGAGAAAGGAGGAGGAGAAUGGGGAAGAUCAGCAGAUGUGUAGGGAGAAGACCCUACCAGAAGCCUCAGAAGACCCUGGCGUCAGGGGCCUGAACCCAGACCCCGCAGACAGCAAGACCCUUCAAGAGCAAAUGGAUGAACUGCUACAGCAAUGCUUCUUGCAUGCUUUGAAGUGCCGAGUCAAAAAGACCGACCUCCCUCUACUCACCAGCGCGUUCCUCGGUAGCCAUGUGUUCUCCUGCUGCCCUGAAGGAUGGCAACUGGACAUAAAGAAGUCAAGCUACAAAAAACUCUCUAAGUUCCUGCAGCAAAUGCAGCAGGAGCAGAUUAUACAGGUCAAGGAGCUGAGCAAAGGGGUGGAGAGCAUUGUGGCUGUGGACUGGAAACACCCCAGGAUCACAUCUUUCGUCAUACCUGAGCCCUCCCCGACCUCCCAGACUAUCCAGGAGGGUAGCAGGGAACAGCCCUAUCACCCUCCAGAUAUAAAACCCCUCUACUGUGUCCCAGCCAGCAUGAGCCUGCUCUUCCAGGAGUCUGGCCAUAAGAAGGGGAGCAUUCUCGAGGGCAGUGAGGUCCGGAUGAUCAUCAUUAACUACGCCAAGAAAAAUGACCUGGUUGAUGCAGACAACAAAAAUCUCGUACACUUGGAUCCCAUCCUGUGUGACUGCAUCUUAGAAAAAAGUGAACAGCACAUAGUCAUGAAGCUUCCAUGGGACAGUCUUCUGACCAGAUGUUUGGGAAAACUGCAGCCUGCCUAUCAAGUGACCUUUCCCAGACAAGAGCCCAUUGUGAAGAAAGGCAAAAUCUGCCCCAUUGACAUCACCCUAGCACAGAGAGCUUCCAAUAAAAAGAAGAAUAUCAGCUUCCUCGGAAACACAUCCAAGGCCUCGAAAAGGCCCCCAAGCCUGGCAAGAAGAAGUGACAGACUCUUGCUUCAUGUGGUCGAUCCCGUGGAAUCCAGGUUCUGGGCUGCUCACUCAUAGGAGCGUUUUCAGCUUUUGCAAAUAAAAAAUAUAUAAUUCUUUA